Molecule: messenger RNA, 2750 nt
Organism: Cryptomeria japonica (Japanese cedar)
Lineage: Eukaryota; Viridiplantae; Streptophyta; Pinopsida; Cupressales; Cupressaceae
Product: casein kinase 1-like protein HD16
Exons: 16
Coding region: 71-2269 (732 amino acids)
Biological process (GO): signal transduction; peptidyl-serine phosphorylation; endocytosis
Cellular component (GO): cytoplasm; nucleus
Molecular function (GO): protein serine/threonine kinase activity; ATP binding
Source: RefSeq, a predicted model, not a curated record
AUUUUGUGAGGGGAAGAAGAGAUAUGAGUGGGGCAAUCCGGGGUGGGAAGAAAAAUUGUAUGGGUGAAGGAUGCCUAUACUACGUAGUGGAGUGCUCAAGGGCCGCGCUCAGCCAGAGCAGGAAGCGAUUGUUGUAGAUUUGGAGAAAAAGCCUAACCCUAAAGGUAUUGUAAAGCCCAGGAGUCGCCGAAACUGUAGGAAGCCUAAUAAUUUUGUUAAUCCUAACGAUCAAUCAGAGCCUGUUGUUACUCGUAAUAAUGUGCGCACGAGGGCUGCUGUAGCUAAGGAAGAGAAGGCCGUUGUGGUGGUUAAGGCUCAGCCGAGGGCUGGAAAGAGAAACCCUAACCCUAAUUUUAAUAGGGUAGAAGGCUUCACUUGUGGUGAGGGAGGGUUAGAUCGGGUUUUACCUGGCGUUGAUCUGAACGGCGUGGAGGAUUUCCGUCAGUUGACGGAGAAGAUGGAGGAUGAUGAGAGCGGUGGAAGGAGCGCUGACAAGGUUGCCGCUGGUGAAGACGAGGGCAGCACUGCCCCUCUGCCAGAAAAGGUUCAAGUGGGUGGAUCUCCUUUGUACAAACUAGAAAGGAAGUUAGGUAAAGGAGGGUUCGGACAAGUUUACGUAGGGCGUCGCUUAUCUGGUGGUGGUACAGCUAUUGGUCCUGGUGCUGUUGAGGUUGCUCUAAAAUUCGAACACAGAUCAAGUAAAGGUUGCAAUUAUGGUCCUCCAUAUGAGUGGCAAGUUUACAACACUCUUGGUGGAAGUCAUGGUGUUCCCAGGGUACACUAUAAGGGCCGCCAAGGCGACUAUUAUGUUAUGGUUAUGGAUAUGUUGGGUCCAAGUUUGUGGGAUGUUUGGAACACUUCUGGGCAAGCAAUGUCAACUGAGAUGGUGGCAUGCAUUGCUGUUGAAGCUAUUUCCAUUUUGGAGAAGAUGCAUUCUAAAGGAUAUGUUCAUGGUGAUGUAAAGCCUGAGAAUUUUUUGCUUGGUCCACCUGGAACAUCAGAUGAAAAGAAGUUGUUCCUUGUUGAUCUUGGAUUGGCAACACGAUGGAGGGAUAGCAAUACUGGUCUUCACGUAGAGUAUGAUCAAAGACCAGAUGUUUUCAGGGGAACUGUUCGAUAUGCAAGUGUACAUGCUCAUUUGGGAAGAACUGGAAGUAAGAGAGAUGAUCUUGAAUCUCUUGCAUAUACACUCAUAUUUCUUCUUCGGGGCCGUCUGCCGUGGCAGGGAUAUCAGGGUGACAACAAGGGUUUUCUGGUUUGCAAGAAAAAAAUGGCCACAUCACCAGAGAUGUUAUGCUGCUUUUGUCCACAACCUUUCAAACAGUUUCUUGAGUUUGUGGUGAAUUUGAAAUUUGAUGAAGAGCCAAAUUAUGCAAAAUUGAUUUCACUUUUUGAUAGCAUCAUUGGUCCAAACCCUGCAGUCAGACCAAUAAAUACGGAUGGUGCUCUGAAGCUUGUCUACCAGGUUGGUCAAAAGAGAGGAAGGUUGACUAUGGAGGAAGAUGAUGAUGAGCAGCCAAAGAAGAAGGUUCGGUUGGGUAUGCCUGCCACACAAUGGAUCAGUGUUUAUAAUGCACGUCGGCCUAUGAAACAAAGAUAUCAUUAUAAUGUGGCGGAUACAAGACUUGCACAGCAUGUUGAGAAAGGAAAUGAAGACGGCCUAUUUAUUAGCAGUGUAGCUUCAUGCUCAAAUCUUUGGGCUCUAAUUAUGGAUGCGGGGACUGGAUUUUCUGCCCAAGUUUAUGAGCUUUCUCAGUACUUCCUUCACAAGGAAUGGAUCAUGGAGCAAUGGGAAAAGAACUAUUAUAUAAGUGCAAUUGCAGGGGCCACUAAUGGUAGCUCUUUGGUAGUAAUGUCGAAAGGCACACAGUAUACGCAGCAGUCGUAUAAAGUCAGUGACUCGUUUCCAUUUAAAUGGAUAAAUAAAAAAUGGAGGGAAGGAUUUUAUGUCACUUCGAUGGCUUCUGCAGGAAGUCGAUGGGGUGUUGUUAUGUCUCGUAAUGCUGGUUUUACUGAUCAGGCAAUUGAGCUUGAUUUCCUAUAUCCAAGUGAGGGUAUACACAGGCGUUGGGAUAAUGGGUAUCGCAUCACGGCAACUGCAGCAACAUGGGACCAGGCAGCAUUUGUUUUAAGCGUUCCUAGACGGAAACCUACAGAUGAAACUCAAGAGACACUUCGAACAUCUGCAUUUCCAAGUACUCAUGUAAAGGAAAAAUGGGCAAAGAAUCUUUAUAUUGCUUCUGUCUGUUAUGGGCGCACAGUAUCAUGAGGCACCAAUAUACUAAGUAUUCUAAUGUAAGUCUCUAAUGCCUUCACCAUGUGCAUACAGCUGAUUCUAUCUGACCCAUCCGCUGUAUUGUACCAGUUUACAAACUUCAAAAAUCUCCUGAAAGGUGGUUUUUGAACAAGAUGUGUAGGCUAAGAAAAUUUUGAUUCGCAAGCAUGUUGGUUGGAUAUAAUAGCUCAUCUCUUCCCAUCUUAUUGGUAUCCAUAUAAAAUGAAGCAAGAGCAAUGUUACAGGUGUAUGGUAGGAAGCCUUACACUAGUAGCUCCCAGCUCAUCGGUCUUUAUGAUUGUGAAGCUGAGGUGUGCACUUGCAUUAGCUUAAAAUCUGUGUAUAAUACACAAUAAAUCACUACAAACCAUUGUAGACAAACGACAAGAUUUUAAAUUUACAUCCCUAUUGUAUUUAAUAUUAACAAAGGCACGGAAAUUUGUAUUCGAUAGAGAAAGUAUUUUUGUCCAGCUUA